GUGUCAAAUCCUGCUCCAGUCUUCCGAAGGAAAACCGCAGGCGGGGCGAGAGGAGAAACCGAAAGAAGAAAAAAAAAUCUAGAACCUUCCUGGCUGCGCCAAGCCCGAAUCUAACAACCACUAUACCAGCGCCCAGCGGCCAUCAUCCCAGGGCAGGCAGGAACCCGGGAAUCGGCUCCGCCAGGAAACCGGCCGGACCCCGCGAGCAGCAGCAGGACCCCGCGAGGCGGCGAGCGGAGCGAAUGUGGUGGGAAUGGUGGGACGGCGAGGAGGCGGCGGCGGGGCCGCGGGAGGAGGUCCCCGUCGAUUUCGACUUCAUCUCCCUCCUCUGCAAGCCCAAGGAUUACUACAAGAUACUGGAAGUUGAUUAUGAUGCUUCGGAGGAGACAAUCAGGUCGAGCUAUAUCCGUCUUGCACUGAAAUGGCACCCUGACAAGAAGAAGGGUGAAGAAAAUUCAACUUCAAUAUUUCAGGACAUUAACGAGGCAUACCAAGUUCUCAGUAACCCAGUAAAACGGCAGGAGUAUGACAAGAAAGGCAUUUUAUACGUUCAGGAUCAGAAUGCAGCGGAUUACCUGAACCGGCACAAGGGUUUGAUACUUACAUGCAACGGUCUUGGCGUGAGGUACUCGGUGUGGUGAGCUUCCUCCAAGGUACCAACCAGAGUCUGCACCCGUCAGCGGUCUUGGACGACGUGUGUAGUUGUAAAAUCCCAUCUAGUUCACAAAAUGUAGCACGGUACUCUCAUUUGGGGGCCUAAAUGGCAGCUUAGAGUUCAUCCUACAACAGAUAUGAUUUAUAUUUGCUGAUCAGCUGUUGUAGACUGCAAGAGGCAGAGAUGUCCUAUGUUGCAUAUAGCCCCUAAAACACUGUUCCUAACCUAUGGAAUGUCAGCAUAUGUGUUCCUGAAUACCUUCCAUUUUACUCAUGACACUGAGUGCGGUUGGGCAGCAGAAUAUACUUGCUGUCUAACGCCAUGUUCCUCACUUGCAAAACUUCAGUAUUUCUUCUUGGGGGCGAAUAAAUAUGGUUAUAACUUCAAUAUUAUAUUAAUUGGUCA
Molecule: messenger RNA, 1060 nt
Organism: Brachypodium distachyon (stiff brome)
Lineage: Eukaryota; Viridiplantae; Streptophyta; Magnoliopsida; Poales; Poaceae
Product: chaperone protein DnaJ
Exons: 5
Coding region: 243-641 (132 amino acids)
Cellular component (GO): nucleus; cytoplasm
Source: RefSeq, a predicted model, not a curated record